UAAAAGAGGAACUGAUCUGUAGUCCAUGUAAUUAUGUAUAUAAUCACUGUAUAGAAAGUGAAGAUAAAACGUUUCACGUGUAGCGAUCCAUGCUAAUAUGUCAAUACUUCUUAAUUUUAUAUGUUUGUAAUAUAUUAUGAUAACAACGAUAGUAAUAAUCCUUAUUAAUAAUCCUUAUAACGAUGACGAUAACGUUUAUUAUGAUAUUGCGCCCUAAGUGGCAAUGGUGGAGCAAGAACUCGUAAUUAUUUUCAAUCUCAAAUACCAAACAUAAAAUGUGAUUACACUUUCAAGAUCAUACAUCAUUUGACUAACUAAAUAACGAAAUUAACAUGUUACAUUCAACGGGAACAUUAUCGCCGCAAGAUAUACUGUCCGAGGUUAGGAAAUUCAUUUCAGGUGCUGUUAGACCAACCCAUAGCACAAGUACCCUUGAUGUAACUCGAACAGCAUUAUCGUUGCUUCGAAAUGUACCAGCAGCAAGAGACGCGGUGCUUGAAUAUUUUUGCAACGUGUUCUUCGUUGCGGUAACGAAACAUGUUCGUCAAAUUGAAACGAACCAAAAUCUUACAAUAUGCGAGGAGACUAUUAUAGCAGAAAUUCAUACCGUUUUAAGUAGCUUCAUUAAUGGAAAUCCGGAAGCAUGGGCACCAAUUAUAUCAGCAUGGUCGUUGGAACUACUGGGUAAACUCUCUUCGGAUUAUGCAAAACGUGGCAAUUUACCUGUCAAUGCUGGAAUCAAUGAUUUCCUUCAACAGUGGAUGUCUUGUCGUGCUACCCGGACACUGAUCGAUAUUACUGCUCAAUGCCUUCAGUGUCUUAUGCACUCGGACACAGAGUCUUGCAUAAAAGCAUUAUUAGACACCAGCGUAUUGCACAGCCCUCAUUUUGACUGGGUAGUUGCUCAUGUCGGAAGUUGUUUUCCAAACACGGUUAUCACUAGAGUAUUAUCAUGCGGCCUAAAAGAUUUUUUUACAAUGGAUCAUAAGCACAACAUUAAAAACCCUAAAUUAAAUUCAGUGGUUGGAAUUUUGGGGCAUUUAGCUGGCAGCCACUUUCAAGAUAUCAGAACAGCACUGUUGGAUCUUUUCAAAUGGAGUUUAGAAGAAGAUAUGAAUGUCGAUGAAGAUACCAAGAAGCAGAAACUAGCCACUGUUCCAUUUCUUCUGAACCUAGCAUCCCUCUCGCAGACUCUUUUAAAAGCAAUAACCAGCGAUGUUCUACAAACCUUGAAACCAGAUAUAAUUCCUCAAUUAGCAUUAUUUGCAUCAGAUUGGUGCAAGUACUUUGAUAAUCAGCCAGAAGCUCUUAUAGACUUAACUGUUCACCUGAUAUUAGGAUGCGAACAGGGUGCAUCUCAAAUAAUAAAUAUCUUAUUAGAUACUACUUUAAAUACAAGCAACGUUGGGUAUCACAGCGUGAAUGCAGCUCAAAGUGUGAAGAACGUGUGCUCUGAAAUCCUAGAAUUGGUACUGCAAGAAAUUGAUUUGCUCUUAAGAACACAUGGACCACAGUCUGCAAAUAUCGCUUUAUUAAAUUCUAUAAAACAAGAACUGCCAGUAAUAUUACCAUUACUUUUGAAUCCAAAUCCAUUACGAGUCCAAACAGCUGUAAGAUUGUUGUGCUUCCUUGGAAGUCAAAAUUCCAAUACAUUGAUAUCAGCUGCCUCGUACGUGUUAGUCAAAGCAGCAACGACUUUCCAUCUGGCCGCUUUAAUACGUCUUAUUUCCAAUAAUAUCGUACUUUUCUCUUCGACUAAAUCUGAAACAGAAAAUGCAUUAGCCAGUCAUGGUUACUUUACACAGGUGGUAGAACAAGCCCUCAGAGAAAUAAAUUAUAAAAGUGUUAUAGAGAAACAAGAAACAAGGCAACUCUUCCAGAAUCUUACAAUACUUCUGAAAUGGGAGAAAUCAAACAAAGCAUCGAUAUUCAGGUCAAAAAUGAUUUCACAGGCUAUCAAAUUAAAUUUGUAUCAAAUCUCUGCUUUACUGAUGAAGACAGGUGACUUUAAUCUGGCAAAUGAUAUCGCUAAAUUGUUAGAUUUAUUCAGUAUGCCCGAGAAAGAUCAUUUUGCACCGAAUAUAGAGCUUACAUUAAAAUUAACAAGAGCCAUCAUUCAGUAUUUCUUUUUGUGCAUAGCAGAAAAUGAUAUUACCAAGAAACAGCAAGGAGUAAGAAUAGUUUGUCAUUUACUGAAGGAUUUGACUUCUUAUUCGCCCUGUGCCAGGGUAUUGGCUUUGAGAGAAUUUUUAGGGCAUGGUAUCAACAAUGAUGCUGCUAAAUGUUUUGGAGCAAAGGAAAAGUUUGAACCGAAGUUUGAGGAAACUUUACUUUUACACCAAAAUCAUAAACAGGUGACAAGCACAAUGUUAGCUCAGAAACAUUCAUCUGUGUUCCAUGCUGGAGUGAUUGGCCAUGGUCCCCGAAGGCCGCCGCCAGAAAAUUCUCUUGACAAAGAUACCAUCACUCUGAACAAAAUAUUACUAAUGGAUGUGAUAAAGGCAUGUUGUAAUAACCGGGAGUCAGAGAGGUAUCCUGUAAACCUAGAUGCUUUAACAAUGGUCAGUUUGCUGUUGGUCGAGUUAGUCUCACCUGACGUUAUGUACAAUGGGCUACCUUGGCCUGAUGAAGAAUUCACAAAGGUUACUAUAGAGAGAGACUUGCAAAUCCGUCGAACGUUCAAAGAUGUCCCAUUGUUAUGGACAUUGUUGGAGUUGACUGCUUGGUACAGGCCGGCAUUGGCCUAUUGUUCGGUUUUAUUAAGAGGCAUUGCUGCUACCGUUAUGGCUAAUUGGAACACGGAAGAAGGUGUAUCACUUGUAAGCGUUAUGGCACUUGGCCAGUUACUACCACCCCCAUUGGCAAGCAUAAGAGACAUUUUGCCAGUUUUGGAACCGCAUCAGAUAAAUAUUAUAAUGAAAGAAUGCGUGUGGGCUUAUAUGCGUGAAAACGUUCCUUCGCCGGCCCUUUUUACCCGUAGCGAAGGAGCUAACAUCGCAUGGAGAGACACAGAUACCUCUGCUCCAAACGGCAGAUUCACGGAAAUCCUUCGUUUGGUUUUGUUAUCGAAUAUUCAUACCUUGGGCUCGCUUUAUGCUACCCUGUUUUAUAACGAGAACAAAUAAUCAAUCAACGAAUCGUUCAUUUGUACAUAUUUCUGUAUAUAGAGUGAUAACAAUUUUGUAUAUUGAUAUUAAAGAAAUGUUUCAAUGAAA
This is a messenger RNA of Osmia lignaria (orchard mason bee), 3215 nucleotides long. RefSeq names its product integrator complex subunit 5 omd (gene omd). NCBI's taxonomy places the organism in Eukaryota, Metazoa, Arthropoda, Insecta, Hymenoptera, Megachilidae. The record is from RefSeq and is a predicted model, not a curated record. Gene Ontology annotation, biological process: snRNA 3'-end processing. Gene Ontology annotation, cellular component: integrator complex.